AUGGCAUACACAAAACUCUGUCAAUUGGUCCCCAACCAGGACCAAUUGACGGACAUUAUAUGUUCCUACCUUCCCAUAUUUGCUGAGUGUGUGGAAGGUAGGACAUUGUUACAAGCUUGCUUACGUAUGCCACCAAAUCUCCGUCAACAAUUUGCUCAAAUUGUACAUGAAUUUAAAGCUUUUAACAACGGAUACGAUGAAGAUGAAGUAGCAGAUGAAUUUGGGGAAGAAAAAACAUUUUUCCCCUCAUAUAAUACGCCUGCAACAGUAUUUCCUACUAAUGAAUUUCACAACUAUUGUGUCGUUCAUUUAAUUGUUGUGGAUAUGCCCACAGGUGAAGACAUUCUCAGUGGUGACUUCAUCGAAGUCUGUAUCAAUACAGAAUUGGGAGAAGAUGAGUUGCACAAAUUCUCCAACGUCGAACAUAUAUUCAAACCAGCACACCAACUCUUUAUCGAAACUGAAAUAACACUCACACAAAAUAUGUCCAUCUCAUUUAAAUCCAAAUCAGGACGUCCAUACAGAAUUUGGAUGAACUACGUCCUCCUCCACUACGCCGACGAUGACGAAGAAGAGGAAGAAGAGGAGGAGGAAGAAGAAGAGUCCUCCGAAUUCACACCAGAAGACUAA
Molecule: messenger RNA, 630 nt
Organism: Trichomonas vaginalis G3
Lineage: Eukaryota; Parabasalia; Trichomonadida; Trichomonadidae
Exons: 1
Coding region: 1-630 (209 amino acids)
Source: RefSeq, a predicted model, not a curated record